Messenger RNA from Trichoderma asperellum CBS 433.97, 580 nucleotides. NCBI's taxonomy places the organism in Eukaryota, Fungi, Ascomycota, Sordariomycetes, Hypocreales, Hypocreaceae. The record is from RefSeq and is a predicted model, not a curated record.
CGUGCAUCUUGUUGAAGUCGCCGUCCCUGCCCUUUCCCCCUCGACAGCAGCCCAUAUUCCUCCCAGCUGCCGCCUGGCAGCAUUCCCGCAAUUCGGUAUGUGAGCGCCUUAUGGGAUGGCGCGCGCCCCUCAUCGCUUUCGUCAUGGGCUGGCACCACCCCUGGCUCAGCAGAAGCAGCGCUUCGAGGGUCGUCAGUUGCGUUGGGACAGCCGGAUAUCUGCUUUGCGAUUGUAUCAGCGCUCUCCGGUCGCCUUGCCUCUGUCGAUUGGAGGCCUGCGUGUCUGUCGCGGUAGCUGGCGCAUUCGUUGCUGCUCUCGAAACCCCUUUGGUGGGGUUUAGGAGCGGGGGAGCAAGCCUCACUUUGGGCCUUGUCGUAGAGUCAGCCCUGCGGCACUUGUUCCUGCCACGGUGCCUUUCUUGCGCAAAGAUUCACGUUUCUGCCUGGAUGAGGCUGUGGCUGUUGCCUUGCUCCUAAAGCCGGAUUUUCCUCCCAUUCGCAAUUUUCAUCUACCAUUUGCAUCUGCAUUACCUGUUGUUCAACUCCUAAACGAACCCACGCCUAUUGCAUUACGCCACCAC